UCUGCACUCUUCCUAUUACAUGUUGUGGAAGCGGUAAAGUAUUCGAAUUGACAUUUAAUAUAGUACAGAGAGAAUACUGAGGUGCUUUUGGGGUGGACACUUCAUCAGGAAACUGAGAUGCGGGAGCUUUUGGGGCUGAUUGAAAAAGAGCGAGCGAGGCCGAGGGGGUUGGACUGUCACAGCGUACAAAUCCAGGAGAGUCUUUGAACCAAGACUACAGUGUGCCAUGCUGUGUGUAUGUGUUUGUUGACAUGAAUGUUUUCUGUCACUGGACACCACCUACUACUAGACCACUGUUACUGUGACCAUGGAGGUAGAAAUGAGUGUCACUGUGUCAGCUGAUCAGUGUCACGACAAAGCCCAUGGACAUGAUGGGGUGACCUGAAACCUAGGACUCUAGGGUAGGAGUAGAAGUUGACGCACAAGCCCACAAGCUCAGCCUCCCCCCUCAGAGCUGCGCUAUAGUGCUACAGAGCUCCAGCUUGCAGCAGUGUAAUACAAGACAUCAUGGAGGAGACAUUGCCACCAGUGGUUGCCCGGGAAAGGUAUUUCUUAGCCGCCCGAACUGGAGACGUCAAGGGCAUCAAGGACAGUCUAGAGAACAGUGCCAAGCAUAGCAUGGAUAUAGACAGCGUCGAUGCCAAUGGGCGCUCUGCACUCCACAUAGCGAUAGCAAAUGGAAACCUGGCUGUUAUAUACCCGCUUCUUGAACACAACGUCCAAAUAAAGGACGCCCUCUUGAGAGCUGUGGAGCACGACUUCGGGGAAGCUGUCAGGAUUCUGUGCGAUGUUGCUAACAAGUCAAGGGAUUAUGCAGAGGGUCAACAGAUUAUUGACUGCCGUUGUUCCAAUGAUGACUUCCAUCCUUACAUCAAUCCAAUCAUUCUCGCUGCUCAAAGAAAUAAUUUCCAGAUGGUGAAGCUUCUCCUAGAAGCUGGUGCACGCAUCCCAUUAGCCCGCGACGCGGCCGUUAACACCGCCUCUACAGACAGUUUCCAGCGAUCCGUCGGCACCAUGGAGAUAUACAAAGGUCUCGCGAGCGAGGCAUACGUAGCCAGAGCGAGCAACGACCCAGUGGAUCGGGCGUAUACGCUCUGUGAUGAGAUCAGACGACUUGGUGAGAUCGAGAUUGAGUUCAAAGUGUUGUAUAAUGAACUAGAGGUGAAUAUGGAACGAUUCUCUACGGAGUUUAUCUCGCAGGCAAGAAGUACGGAAGAGAUUAUGACGGUCCUGUCCCACCCUGAUGAAGACAACCCAAUGAGUAGUGAAGAGACUUCACAUUCACCUCUACCUAAGAUAUCACGCGCCCUCGAUCUGGGAUUGCAAAAGUUCAUCGCUCAUCCAAACUGUCAGCAAGUCAUCAUAAGCCAGUUCUACAAACGACUUCUCUUCGUCAGAGACAAGUCUGCCGUCUACCGAACUUUUCUCUUUGCUCUACUCUUUCUUCUCUACCCCUUCCUCGCUGUACUCCAUGUUUAUUCCGACAGACAGAAAAUAAAAACCUUCGUCAGAAUUCCCAUUGUGAUGUUCAUCAUGUAUCUAGCGGCUGAUCUGACCUUCGUGACCUUACUAACCUGGGAAGCGGUUAACGAUAGCGGAACGGCUCACAACCUCAGCUUCACUCGGCCCUACAACGUGGCUGCACUGCUCUGGAUUCUAGGUAUGAUGUGGAGGGAGAUUGAGUGCAUCGCAGCUAGAGGGUUCACAACGGUCAUGACCCAGUGGGAACAUCUCAGGGAUACCGUCAUCAUCCUCAUGUUUCUGGUUGGCGUAGUCUUUGAAAUCAUCGCUUACAUGACAAUCCCGUUUGCAGCAGAUGCCUUGAUGACGACCACCAAGGGCACUGUUCGUUCCAGGAGAUCCGCAGAGCUACAGCCAUCCAUCGUCGAGAGGAAUUUCACAGAUGUCAAAUACGCUGAAAUUGGCGACUACGUUAUCGGUGAGAUCGACAAAACAGAGAUGCAAAUCAACCAGACGACAAAGGGACAGAUCAAGGAGCAUGUGCGGAGGUAUAUGAACUAUACGGCACGACGCCGAGCUGGAGGGCGCGGGGGAACGUCAUACAACACUAUCGAUAAGACCCUAUUAUCCGCUGACUUUGACAACAAAACUGAAGACUUCCUCAACCGGACCUGGGAUCACCCGCAGAUCAUGGGGCGAGCUAUGUUUGCCCUGGCGACUGCGUUUACGGUUCUGCGCAUGUUACCGUAUUGCGUGAUCAGCGAUCUGAUUGGUCCACUGCAGAUCUCCCUCGUUAGUAUGAUAAUCAGGACGUUCCAUUUCUUUUUUGUCGUUGGGACCGUGCUGGGAUCGUUUGCUGUUGGAUUGACGUUGACGUACUCGCACUACGUGGAUGAAAGCAGAAUCGGCAGCUUUUCAAGUAUUUUCCAUUCUUUGAUUACCCUGUACUGGUCAGUGUUUGGUAUGAUGCCGAUGACUGAGUUACAUCUACCCCCGGAAGCUGUAGUCGCAGAAACGUCCGGCUCUCUGCUCUACGCUUCGUUCUACGUCCUGGUCAUUAUUGUACUCCUCAAUGCUCUGAUUGCUGUAUGGAGCAACGUUUACAACGAAAUUGAGGAGAAUGCUGACCAGCAGUGGAAGUUCUCCUGCACCGCAAUGUGGAUGACGUUCCUCCAGGAUGACCUACGGGUACCUCCACCUUUCAACCUCCUACCCACGCCCAGUGCCUUCCGGCGAAUCUUUGAUCUGUUCUCGAAGCGGGGUCGCUGGGCUGAGGUUGCUGUUGAGGAGAUGAAGCCGAUUUACGAUGAUAAGUGGCUACGGACGGAAGGAGUACGACUAUUUAUUGACGGAAGCAAGAGAUUUAACAGAACACUUGAGGAGCAGACAAAUUAUGGCCGAGUCAUCGCUCGCCUUCUUGAGCGGUAUGUUGCAGAGAAGACUGCUGAUGAGUGUAGCACCACGGCCGAGGUUUCCAAAGCCGACCUCCGUAACUUGAAGAACGAUCUCAUUGCACUCAGAUAUGAAACCUUUCUGAAGCUGUGCCAAGUCCACGACCAACUGGUGAGCACGUCCAACGACUGCAUCGUCAUCAACAAGCAAUCGGACAUCGUACCGGGCAUCUCAGAUAGAGCUGACAUCAUCAGCUCAGAUCUCUUUCACAACUUGGCGAACACACUGGACUUCCAGUCCUCCCUGGCGCAGACAGUUGCCAAGCUCCCUCCUCCCCAGUCGGCUCCACCUUCACCCCCUCCCGACGCUCCAGCGCCACCUGACCUUCCGGCGCCACCUGACCUUCCGGCACCACCCGACCUUCUGGUGCCACCAGUGGACGAGCAGACUCAAGAACCAAAAGCAUCAACGAUGGCAGUUGCCUCUGCGACAAGCUCUCCUGGUCCAAGUCGGCCAGUUUCUCCUGCACCUCCAGUAUUUGAAAAAGGGGUGAGGAAGAUCGUCGUUAAGCUCGUUAAACAGUUUGAAACUGGGCAGAUCAGUACGAGAAAUACAGUGACCCGAAGAACAUCAUUACCGGUGCACUCCUUAGAAAUGUUUUACUGAGGACAAUUCUUGUUGCUCUGGUCUUUGCCUUCGUGUUUCUGCAACCUCCAGUGUUUUAAAAAGGAGAGAGGAAGAUCAGUGUUAAGCAGUGUUAAGAAGAAAUAUGUAUUGUCAUCUCGUUACUGAAUAACAACUUCUUGAUUUGUGCAAUUCAAAAUUAUAGAUGUUAAAAUGUAUGAGAGAGAUUGGCUAUCGCCAUCUCGGAUCAAGUUCGAGUGCGCACAUUUUAGUCGACUUCUGACCAGCAACAUACAUGCGUAGCGACGCACUCUCUCGAACGACUCGUUUGGAAGCCUAGUCAACUAUCAGUACCAUGGUAUUCAACACUAAAUUGCCUUGUGCGGUGAUCGCUAUAGUGUCGCUGGUUGCCCUCUGCGCUUCGCACAUGUGAGAAUGAAGCAGGCUAUUGGGACCAGUGAAUAAACCAGGGCCCUGAGGCUGGUUCAAAAUGGUCGACCAAUAGUCGACCAAUGGUCGACCACAAUAGUCGACCAAUGGUCGACCACAAUAGUCCACCAAUGGUCGACCACAAUAG
Molecule: messenger RNA, 4054 nt
Organism: Asterias rubens (European starfish)
Lineage: Eukaryota; Metazoa; Echinodermata; Asteroidea; Forcipulatida; Asteriidae
Product: short transient receptor potential channel 5-like
Exons: 15
Coding region: 508-3519 (1003 amino acids)
Biological process (GO): manganese ion transport; regulation of cytosolic calcium ion concentration; calcium ion transmembrane transport
Cellular component (GO): cation channel complex; membrane
Molecular function (GO): protein binding; inositol 1,4,5 trisphosphate binding; store-operated calcium channel activity
Source: RefSeq, a predicted model, not a curated record